AUGCCUAUUGCUAGUGGCUUCACUCAAGAUCCAAAUCCAAAUCUUUACAUUACUAAACCAGGCAAAACUGAAUUAUUAGAUGAAAAUAUUUAUUACAAACGUGAUGAAGUCUAUCAAAAACCUGUUGAAGUUGUCAGACGGCCAAUUAUUAAAGAAACAAUUUUUAUGCCUGAUCGUAAACCACCACCACUAGCUACAACUCGAGAUAUCUAUACAGUUGUACCAGAAUCUAAUCCAGCUGUUUAUACGACAACCAAUGCUCAACCUGCAAGUUCAUUCAAUUUGGUUCGUGCACUAGGUUUAAAUGCUGAUUGUCCAUGUUGGGCAUGGAUAUGUAUUGUUUUUGGUAUUCUUCUACUUCUUGGUCUUACUGCUAUGUGUUUAUAUUUUAUUCUUGGUAUGUUUAUUUCAAAAUCAAAAUUUUUAAAAAAAACAGAUAGUAACAACAAAUUUUUUGUUUUAUUCUAA
Messenger RNA from Adineta steineri, 468 nucleotides. Lineage: Eukaryota; Metazoa; Rotifera; Eurotatoria; Adinetida; Adinetidae. The record is from the annotation of a GenBank genome assembly.